Tribolium castaneum (red flour beetle) is the source of this 3603-nucleotide messenger RNA. RefSeq names its product Ge-1 (gene Ge-1). NCBI's taxonomy places the organism in Eukaryota, Metazoa, Arthropoda, Insecta, Coleoptera, Tenebrionidae. Gene Ontology annotation, cellular component: P-body. The transcript is spliced from 11 exons. Gene Ontology annotation, biological process: deadenylation-independent decapping of nuclear-transcribed mRNA. Gene Ontology annotation, molecular function: protein binding. The coding region runs from base 140 to 3430 and encodes 1096 amino acids. The record is from RefSeq and is a predicted model, not a curated record.
GGUUGGCGCCUUUUUUUAAAGUUCGCUUGGUGCCAAUAUCACGACCCAAAUCCACUAAAACGAAUUUUUUAUUUGACGUUUGACGAUUUAUCUUUUCUUUUUAGAGUGACUUUUAAUAAGUUGGGAUAAGACACACAAAAUGAAUUCGCCACCGCUCGCCCCUCAAGACGACGUGAUCCAAAACAUCAGUUACACCGAUUCUGAUACGGAAUAUUCUGCAAAAAUUGUGGGUCAUGAAGUAACAGUUCAGUGUAACUCGGGACAGCAUAACCAUGGAAGUUCUAAAGUGAAACUUAUCAAUCGGAUUGAUUAUAAUUGGGAGUUUCACUAUUAUCGCGGACAAUUGGUCGCUGUUCACAUUAAUGGAAAAAUUAUUGCUUAUGGGAUGAAGGGGAAAGACGGGGGCAUGAUCCGAGUUACGAACCAAGAGACCAACGAAAGAGCACUAAUCAAAAACUUGAAAAAUGAUGUCAAAGACCUGUCUUUUGCUUUUUCACGCCAACAGAUUAUUUUAGGAUGUAUUGACGACGAAGGCAAUGUUUUCAUUUAUGAAAUCAUUGAUGAACCUAGUGCAAUAAAAUACAAACAACUACUCCACAUAUUCCACAGUGAUGUGGUCCCACAUUCAAGCCCCAACUUUCGAAUUAUCUGGUGUCCCUACUUGACCUGUUUUGACGAGGAAGAGGAGACACCAGAUGAUCCUGAAAAAAUGUUUGUGGUAUUAAAUUGGGACAAAGCCGAAAUAUGGAAUUUUGGCAUGAUUAAUGCAAAGUAUGGGCCAGGUCCUUUACAACCAAAUGAAAACUAUGAGGGUUAUGUUGAAAUUAGCCAUACUGCUGAAUUGGUAGAUGCUUCAUUUUCGUCAGAUGGGACCGCUAUUGCAAUUGCUUGCUUAGACGGUUAUGUGAAAUUUUUUCAAAUUUACAUGGUUGACAAUGAAAAGCAAAAGUGCUUGCAUGAGUGGAGACCACAUGAUGGUAAACCACUAUCUUCUAUCAUAUUUGUCGACAAUUUGCUGGAGUGCAGUUCUCAGUGUUGGAAAUUCACAAUAACGGGUGCGAAUCACAACUCUGAGCUAAAGUUGUGGUCUUGUGAAACGUGGACUUGUCUCCAGACAAUCCAUUUCAAACCAGAUCCAUCGAAUCUAAUCCAAAGUGUUUAUCUUAAAAUGAGUAUAGACUACUCGGGUCAGUAUUUAUUAAUGUCCGAUCUAAACAAUAAAGUUUUAUACGUCCUGCAAUUAAAACGAAGCGAUGAAGCUCAACAAAUAUCAGUAACAAUGAUAUCGCAAUUUUUACUACCAACUGCCUUUUUGAGCUUCCACAUAACCGAAGCCAACUGUCGCAAAUUACGUUCGUCCGAUAUGAGUGAAGAGUUUUCACAAGAUGCCGAUCAAGAUGACGAUGAUGAAGACGAUACUGUUGCAGCUGUUGUUAUCAAAAUGUUGGUGAUUCAGCAGAAAAAAUUCCAAGAGUGUAAUAUUGUAUUUCAACCAGAUGCGAUGUUGUGUAAUACUGAGAUUAUAUUUAAUGAAAUUAAAGAGGAAUUGGAGAAAGUGCCAAAAUUGGACGAUCUUCAGUCAUCCGUUACUUUAUUAAUAAAACAACAGCAACAGCAACAAUUAACUUUGAUGACUCCUGACGCUUUUACAACAGCUGAACAAAACUCUCGUCCUAAUAGUGUCAGAACUAGCAUCAAUGGUGAUAUUAAUAAAUCAACCGAAGGCACAAAUGGCGAUACUGUUGAGAAUUUGAUUGAUUUUCAAAGACCUGAAAAGGAUAAUUUUGCAAGUGGAGGUUCUAGUCCUAGUAGAGAAGUUCAGGAAAUUCUAUCUCUUAACAAUUCAACGUACAGCACUCAGGACUAUUUCGAUAAUUUAACGAAAAUGCAAGAAGAACAAGAAAUACCCCAGAAGGAGUACAAACAUAACGAAAAUCUCAUGUACCAAGAGAACCCCAAUCCUGAAAUGGUUUGGCUGAAACUACCUCUAGUUAAGAAAGAUAAUGAGAUAAAUAAAGAAGAUAACCUAAGACUGGGAGGCGGAGACGAGAUAACAAAUUUGAACGAAACAGAAUGGGACAAAAACCAGUGGCAAGCAAUCAAUUUUAGACUGACUAGCAUCGAAAACGCAAUUAGUGACCAAAAUGUGAUUAUCCAAAAAAUUCACCAAGAACUCAAAUCGUUAAACCAAACUAAACAAGGCUUGAGCGAAGACUUUAACAAGGAGUUAGAUUUAACAAUGUCCAAACAACAAUUGCAAAUUGCGAAAAUGUUGGAAAAUUUGAUCAAUAUGCAAAAGAAUAACGACCGUGACCAACAGGACCAUGUAAUAGCCAGUGUGUCACAAAUCGUUGUUAAAAGUGUCUCAGAUAAACUUCAAAAUAUAGUAGCUCAUGAGAUGAAACAUGUGGUUGUACCAACCAUUCGAAAUCUAGUUGAAACGCUAAAACAUCAAUUAGAUGUUCAAAAUAGUCAAAAAUUAAACAGCGAUAUGGUUCUACAAGACAAGAUUUCGAAAAUAAUCAACAGCAAGGCACUAGCGGAGUCGCUCAGUUUAUCAGUGGCCAAUGUGAUAACGCCUAUUUUAGAAAAAUGCUACCGGGAUAUGAUCACGUCGACUUUGGUCCCGUCUUGGGAGAAAGUCUGUGGAAAUAUGUUCCACCAAAUUAACGAAACUUUCACACAGGGCACUAAGGAAUAUACCGCUUCUGUUGAGCAUUAUAUGGAAAGGCAACGACGGGUUCAAGAGAGAGGUAAGGAUCUGAUCGUUCAAAUGCAAUCAGUUUCGGAAAAUUUGCAAAUGAACACGGAUAAGUUAGUCGGAACUUUGUCGUCUGAAAUUCACAAACAGUUCAAUACAUCCAUGAAGCAUACGCAAGAGAAUUUAUUACAGAGUAUGAAGGAUUUAAUUAGCGAACAAAUUAAGUUAGGUUUUAAGAGUCACGCUUCAUUUCUGGAAGACAGUGUAAUCAACGCGGUGCGGUCUCGAGCUGUGACCCCUUCACCACAUGUUGAAUCACAAGUUACUUUGGCACAUCUUGAUCAUCUACUGGCUAAAGAAAGUUACGAUGAAGCAUUCCAGUUGGCGCUGUCGGCGGAAAAUUUGAAUUAUGUGAUUUACGUCUGUGAGAAGGUGGAUAGUAAUAUUCUCUUCCAUGGGUCUUCUCCACCGCCUCAGAACUGUAUUUUAGCUCUGAUACAACAGUUGAGUAUGGAAUUACACAAAAAUACCGAAAUCAAAUUGAGUUACAUAAGGGCUGCUUUGGUUGCUCUAAUCCCGGGAUACCCCCACACGAGACAGUUUAUUCCCAAAGUUUUGAAAGAUUUGCUGAAACAAUUACAACUUUUUAUGACCACAAACCCCUCCUCAAAGUUUAUCACCGAGGCAAAACUACUUAAAAUGGCUGUAGAAAGCAUCUUGGACAAAUAGCUGGAACAAUUUAUUUUAUCCGCGUACGUUACUGUUUAUUUUAACCCGACUUGUCAAAAUUUAUUUUGAAAGUAUUUUAACUGCUGUGUCGUUAUUACUGUGAAUAGCAACUUGCUAUAUUUGAUAGGUUGUGUAUAAUUUUUUUGAAAUAAACUUCUCCAAUGCUGUAAAAA